GCAGAGCAUUUGAUUGGAAGGCUUCUAUCACGGAGAGAAUGACCAGAGGGAUUGCAAAGAUUCAAACAAAAUCAGGGAACAUCAAGCAAAGGAAAAGAGCGGGCAUGAAGACGCUGAAAAGAGGCGAGGCACGGAAAAGGUCAUAUGGGCAUCAAGGCAGGAAGAACUUUCCAUUUUCGAGCAGGGAAAGCCGUAGUCUCGGGAAGAGCCCCAGAGUUGUUGGAAAGAAGCUGCGCCUCCAAUCCAGGCUCCUGCAGGUUGAGGUGAUGGAAGCCGAAUUGGCAAAGAUGAAAGUGCUGAUGAGGGACUCGGCUGAGUCGCUAAUGGCAGCAAGAGAAGCAGCCGAUCUGUCCGACUCAGAAUUCGCACUGCUCAUCAGGAGAAGAAAUGAGCUGGUGGAUAACCUGAUUAGGAGAAAAAAUGAGCUUUUGACAAUGAAGGGAAUUGAAGCUUUCCUGAUGCUUAAGCUGGGUUUCCUUUGGAUCGGAGAAUGAGUGAAUUAACCUUAUUUUAAAAUGUACUUCAGCUUGACGUAUAAAAUUAAUAACUGCCGGAGUGCCAGAGACUUGACUUGUCUUUCAUGAAAUCUGUGUUUGCUUUUGCUGCUGUAUCAUAGUAUGCCAAAUUUCUAAAGUUUAGGCAUUGACAUA
This is a messenger RNA of Theobroma cacao (cacao), 650 nucleotides long. The record is from RefSeq and is a predicted model, not a curated record. Lineage: Eukaryota; Viridiplantae; Streptophyta; Magnoliopsida; Malvales; Malvaceae.